AUGACGGAGCGGAUGGAUGUUGAUGAAGAUGCAACCUACCGAGACGAAACUCUGGUCGAUGAGUACGGCCUUGCGGCUGGAGUAAUCAGCACUCCGCGAAGAACGGUUGGGCUGGUUGAGCAGGGCGUUUUCCCCAACGCUAACCCAGUUUUAAAAGACGUUGCGUUACGUCCCUUUUCGAGCCGUGAACCAGAUCAAGUACCAGUGGAACGCCUCAACAGCUCCGGUGCACGAAGCACGCUGACUCCUCCUGCCUCGUAUCCGGGUGAGCGAAGUCUUGCAGGCCGUCGACGCGACCCCUGCACGUCGCAAGCAAGGCCGACUCGCGAGCCUUCCGUGCUGGCCCUCGUCGAGCAAGUCUACUGGCCGUAUGUUGUCGUUGGAUACGUGCAGCUGGCGCUAAACAUAGUCCUGCUCACUGUGUUGCUCUUCGUGUUCGUGUUUUUCGGACGCAGCUUUUACACGGACGUUUCGCGAAAAGUGGCGCAUCAGUACACACAGGCAGCUCGGCACAUCGAGCAGUGCCAACGAAGUUUUCAAAUGAAUCGUUGUUUCGAUGAUGCACAGGUUGUUCCGCACAUGCGGGAACAGUGCCAAAGCUGGGAACGGUGCGCAGGUCAGACACCGACGCAGCUCGUCAUGAAUAGGGCGAGCUUGAUCAUGGAGACACUCGCCGAGGCCGUGAAUGGUUUCAUGGAUUCGAUUUCCUAUAAGAGCGUCGCGUGCCUGAUGCUUCUUGCUGUGCUAGCUGUGAUGAUGGGCGGAACGACGCUGGGUAUCGCGCGGCAGCGCUUGACGCAUGACGUUUACCAGCUCCUCGCAAUGCAUCCGCAGCGAGCCUGGAGACGCAAGUCGCCUCCCAGAACGCGAUCCUUGGUCGUUGGCGAGAGCAGGUCGAUCGACACAUCCGAGGAUGAAACGUACUGA
Molecule: messenger RNA, 927 nt
Organism: Cyanidioschyzon merolae strain 10D
Lineage: Eukaryota; Rhodophyta; Bangiophyceae; Cyanidiales; Cyanidiaceae
Exons: 1
Coding region: 1-927 (308 amino acids)
Biological process (GO): lipid homeostasis; nuclear envelope organization
Cellular component (GO): nuclear membrane; nuclear envelope
Source: RefSeq, a predicted model, not a curated record